Molecule: messenger RNA, 1416 nt
Organism: Truncatella angustata
Lineage: Eukaryota; Fungi; Ascomycota; Sordariomycetes; Amphisphaeriales; Sporocadaceae
Exons: 2
Coding region: 1-1416 (471 amino acids)
Source: RefSeq, a predicted model, not a curated record
AUGACACACAAGCGCCAACGUCGGGCGACAUUUCAUAAGUCGUCACAUCAUCCUCCCAUCCUAGGCAGGCAUCGAGAUGGACAGACAAUCGAAUCUGCACCUGAAAGCAGUCCCAAACCCCCUCAUAAGCCACCGCCGAUAUCAAGGCCGCCCGCCAGUGACGAUGCCAUCGGCAACACUGCAGCCGGUAACGUGGAACUGAAUAACCCGAUAGAAUUCUGGGCAAGGGAAGGACUCUGGCCGCCGCGCUUGUUCGAGCCCGACGUGGAUCACUUGCUUGCCCGGAAGCGGUCCUUGUCCGCCUUGGGUGGAUGUAACGACCAGAAGCCACGCGAGGAGAAAAGUGCACAGUAUCGAGAUCAGCGUUACGAGACAUUGCUUGCCACCAAGGGCAGUUUCAUGGUCGAGUCUUCUCUAGACAUAACCCUUCCAAGCAAGGUGCAGACCCAGUCGUUGCUCGACGAGUCACAACCUCCCCCUCAAGACACACUCUUCCGUGACGACGUCUUUAAACAAACCUACCGGAAAAUUCACAAUAAAAAUGAGGCUCGAAUCAUCCAAGAUGUGUCUCGGCUCAUAGUCCCUUCGGCCGAGAGUCUUGCCGCAUUUGACGGGGAGCACCUCGAGGUCCUGAUAGAAAGUGUCAACGAAGGAUGGAACAACUCGAUUCCUCUCACCGGGACACGCCCGCAGCCCGACUAUUCCGUUGGGUUCCAACGCGAUGCAUUUACCCAAGAACAGCUUGAGAAGUUAUCACCGUUCAUCAGCGACUUCAUCGCCGGCGAUCUAUCCUACUUCAUGGCUACGUAUUACAUGUACUUUCCUUUCCUCGCCUGCGAGGUGAAGUGCGGAGCUGCAGCACUGGACGUCGCGGAUAGUCAGAACGCCCAUAGCAUGACCCUUGCGGCACGGGGCAUCGUCGAGCUCUUUCGUCUUGUUGGGCGUGAGGAUGACGUCAACCGGGAGAUUCUUGCCUUCUCCAUCUCUCACGACAACCGGUCUGUGCGGAUAUAUGGUCAUUACCCAGUGAUGAAUAGAAAGGAGACCAAGUAUUACCGCUACCCUAUCCAUACGAUCGACUUCACGGCACUUAAUGGUAAGGUGAAGUGGACUUCCUAUCAAUUUACGAGGAAUGUUUAUGAUACUUGGAUGCCAGCUCACUUUAAGAGAAUCUGCUUGGCCAUAGACCAACUGCCGUCAAAGGCGGACUUUGAUGUCCAGGCGCUUUCUGAGUCGGCCAGCCCCUCCCAGGGUGAAGAGCAUCUGGCGCGAUCUAUGGCCGACGCCGCGUCGCUACUUGUGGAUAUGGACAAUCAGUCCAACAAGGCUGGCCAGAUGGACACUCCGGCUACAUCAUUUUCAAAACCGGGUCCUUCCAAGAGGAGGAAGAGCCCCGCCAAGAAGCCGUCGAAGUAG